AUUUCAAACAAAGAAAAAGAAAAAGGAAAUGUGGUGCACAUAAUAAACAUGCAAAACGACGCCGUAGCCGGAACAAAAAGGGAGAGAAAAUAUCAUAAGGCGCGCUCGAGUCGAAGCGCAGCUGAAGAUGGCGGUUGUUAUGUUGGUUAACUACCAUAAACCUCUGGCUAUAACUGUCCAAUCUCAAUCGCAAAACCCUAGCUUCAAUUCCCGCAAAAUUAACCCCAAUCAAUCCCAUGCCUGGAGGGCUCGCCGUCGCCCCAUAAUCAAUGGACUGAAUGGAGACACAGAAUCCGACCCGACCAAUCCACAAGAUAAGGAAGUGGACAAUUUGGGAGUUAAAGCUGCAUUAUGUGUGCUCAAAUUCUACAAAAGGGAAAUCUCACCUCUCUUACUGAAUAGUUGCCGGUAUGUCCCAACCUGCAGUGAGUACUCAAUGCAAGCUUACAAGAAAUAUGGAUUUGCAAAAGGUUCAGUCUUGACAGCUUGGCGAAUCUGUCGUUGUAAUCCCCUUGGUGGCACUGGAUAUGAUCCUCCACGAUGGUUCGAAGAGACAAGUUUGCCUGAAGAAGAAUAGAUGAAUUAUGCUAUAUUCCCUGUAUAAGAUUAAAAGUUCUUUCGUUUGAGAGGGAAAAUUGAACUAAAACUUCGGUACAGGAAUGAAUGCUCUUAACCGCUACAAGCCUUAUGAGACGUUGAGCCGAAAUUACAUUAUUUUAUGGUUCUGCUGCCCCACAACAUGAUUAAAGUCGUUAAGUACCUGUUUAUCAUCCAUAAAAUAUGAUUUGCUCCGACAAUUUAGUACCAGGUUGAAGUAUGUAUUAAGUGGGCAUAAAUUAAUAGUUAGUGGGACUCAUGUACUGGUCCUUCCAAUCCAAUGAUGAAGCAGCUUUGCAUUUGAUCCCAAA
Molecule: messenger RNA, 908 nt
Organism: Prunus persica (peach)
Lineage: Eukaryota; Viridiplantae; Streptophyta; Magnoliopsida; Rosales; Rosaceae
Product: UPF0161 protein At3g09310
Exons: 4
Coding region: 128-577 (149 amino acids)
Source: RefSeq, a predicted model, not a curated record